AGGUCAGAAUUACUGUUGAGAAUUAACACAAUCUUAACAAUUAUGCGGAAAAUUGUAUAAAUAUAUUUUAUGAAAAUUGUAUUUUUAUAUUUUAUGGAGGUUGAGACUGCACUUUUUCUAGUUACAUGACUGUACAAUUUGCUGUCAGCUUUUGUAAGAGAACCUUUAAAUUUGCUGACAGCUCGGGUAGAAUCUUGAGAUCUGACUGGGGAAAUAAAAAUUUUCAAAGCCAAAGUAUGUGUGCAGAGUUAAUUAAGAUCAGGGAUAUUAAGUAUUAAUUGACCUUACCUCUCAGAUACUGAGCCACGAUGACAGCUGCUGGGCAAUAAUCACAGCCACGGAGUUUCUCCUUAUCAGCAAAGGUGCACUCGAUGAUGCUUUGAAAGUAAUCACUUUCAUCCCUCUCCAAGUGGGCUGGAAGUUCAGUGAGGACAUUACAGAUAUGCUCCUUCACAUCAUGAAGAGGUUCUGUAGCAAAUUCAGAUGAGUGCAGAGACAUUCGAUUCAACCCAGACAACAAAGACAAGUAUUUACGUAAUCACAUAAUCAAAGCGGUGCCAGUUGAAAAUAAAAUGAUCUGCGAACUGAUUUGCUAUAGAGACCCCGAUUGUGUGUCUUACAACUAUGGACCAGUUCUGAGUGAGAAUCCUUUAUGUGAACUGAAUAACAGCACACAUUUACAAGCCUUGAGCGAGAAUUUCAUAAACAGAAACGGCUACAGCUACCGAGGAAUAGAGAACCCUUGUGGAAACAGCCCAUGUCAGAGUAAUUCAAUUUGCCAAGCUGGGUUUACUUCAAAAGGAUACCGCUGUGUCUGUCCAAGAGGAUUUGGAGGAGAGAAUUGUGAACAAGUCAUUCUGCCUCAGAACUGUUCUGAGGCCCCAAAGGAAACGGGAGUCUACAAAAUUUCUAAUCAUGGAUCAGACCCAUUCCCAGUGUACUGCGAUCAAACAAGUGAUGGAGGGGGUUGGACGAUGAUAUUCAAAUACAUUGGAGGGAUUUCUUCUUCACCGACUGGUAAAGUGUUAUGGAGUUCAUCCGACACAUUAUCAGAAAAUAUUACCGCUGCUUUAGAUACCAGCGCAACCUACCAAGGUCAUUACAAAAACCGUCUCAUUCAAAGUUGGCAAACUUUUAACCCUCAAGAGGUUCGUGUAGUAAUUUACACGAAUGGAACAGAAGUUAUGCAUAUGAAGUUCAAUGGCAGAGGGACAACUAACCUUGACUGGUUUUCACAAAAUAAUCUAUUUCAAUCACCAUGGACGGAUCUUAAGAACGCGACAAACAUUUUUAUCUUUCGCAUUCAUGGUGCCGCGGCGCGCAGCUUUGAAAUUGCAGGUAACCACUAUGGAUGCCCUCGUGAUACUGGGUGGUUUUUGAUCACGGGACCUCACUGUCCCUAUGAGAAAUCUCACCCUCAGGCUAUACCGGGAAUUCUGUACAGCAAGAAAACUCACAAAAUUACAUGGAAUAACAACCAAGCUGACGUCGGAGGCGCUGAGGUUCUGAUUGUGUAUGUACGUUAAAGACCAAGGAGGCCACUGAUUCAAUGACUAAAGUAAAACAUUUCCCGAAAUUUGGGACAACAUGGCGGAGGCGGUUCUCGUGUCACAAGCAAAAUGGCGCCGAAACAGUAUAAGAAAAUGUAUGGGAAAAGAUUGUUUUUUCAAAUUAGCUGUCUAAUAAUGGGAUAUUCUUUCGCUGCGUAGUUGGAAAUGCAGCCUGGAAAUGCCUGCGUAGUUGGAAAUGCAGCGUCCUUCGCUGCGAAAAAGAAAUACUCAAAUUCAAGCCUACCUUUUCCCAAGGGAUAAGAGUAGACUCAUAAUUCUGACUCCAUUU
Messenger RNA from Stylophora pistillata, 1839 nucleotides. RefSeq lists its product as uncharacterized. NCBI's taxonomy places the organism in Eukaryota, Metazoa, Cnidaria, Anthozoa, Scleractinia, Pocilloporidae. The record is from RefSeq and is a predicted model, not a curated record. Gene Ontology annotation, molecular function: oligosaccharide binding.